Molecule: messenger RNA, 2228 nt
Organism: Lolium perenne
Lineage: Eukaryota; Viridiplantae; Streptophyta; Magnoliopsida; Poales; Poaceae
Product: FBD-associated F-box protein At3g52670-like
Molecular function (GO): protein binding
Source: RefSeq, a predicted model, not a curated record
GGCACCUGGUCUGGUCGAGCCAGUUCCCUGGAACCUCGCCUCGGAAUUUCCUCGCGCGCUUCCCCCUGUCCACCACAAUCCCGUCGACGAGGUAGAGUGCUAGGGAUGUGAAGAAUCGUGGGCGGCGCGCCGAGCUCUACAGGGAAGGAAGAGGAGCCGGCCGGAUUUGGUAGGUGAGCAGAGGAGAUGGCCAGAAUCGCUGGAACGGGAAGGACUUCAACCCUCUUCCGGUUAAAAUUUCAGAGAGAACCCUUCCUCUAAUUAAAGUUGCUUCCUUAAAAUUCUAACUAUGAAGUGUUCACAUGAAUUAAAUAUCAAGUUUGUAUCUCUUGGACCUUACAUCUUUACGACUGUAUAUGGAAAUUCUAGCUCCUAGGCUGAAUCAAAAUUGCUCCUUUCUUAAUUGCAAUGUUUUUGAUGGGGCGCGCAGUCAUCAAAUUUUGGAGGAGACCAGCAACUUACAAGACAUUAGAAGACCUCUCUGCAAUGGCGAACUCUCAUCUCUGGCGACCGACUGCCAGAUCAAUGGGAAAACCUUCCGUCAAGGGCCUCACCAGUUAUAACCGAUGGUCCUGUCUAGCAAUGCUGGAAGAAGAUGAAGGCGAUCAAUAUGAUUGGCUAAGCAAUUUGCCUGAUGACGUGUUGCUCAAUAUUGUAGAGCGACUUGAUACCACAUAUGCCGUUAGAACCAGCAUCCUCUCCACGCGGUGGAAGCAGAUCGCUGCUAUGCUCUCCAAAAUUAAUUUGUCGGUUGGUUUCUUUGACACAGAGCAUGUCAGGUCAGAGUUGACUUGUGAUGAUGUAGUUCAGGCCAACCAAAGCAUGCUUGAAGCAACAAGGACCAUGCUAGAAAGCAGGACAAAUCAGUACACUAUUCAUCUCCUGCGCAUGCAAUUUUUCUUGGCAGAUGGAUCUGUUAACAUUGGCCAGACUGUUGCUAACACCAUAGCAACGAAAAAGGUUGGAUCUGUCGAGUUAACUCUUCUGACAGAGAAGGACGGUAGCAUAUGCACCCAUGAUGAUUUGGUCACUCACGGGAGGCAGCUCAGUUCAUUUGUUGAUGCUUGUCCAAACACAUUCAGUGGUCUUGCACGACUCAAGCUGGAGAACAUGAGGCUAGGAGAAUCAGAUUUCCCUAAACUUUUCAGUAUAUCCAAGCGAUUGGAAUUCCUCUGCUUGUUCAACUGUGACAUAGGGUAUCUAUCUUUUCUGGAAGUGGAACAUCCGCAACUCCGUGAACUUGAGAUUCUCAAGUGUGAUUUUGAGAUGGUUGAUCUGAAGUGGCUACCAAAGCUCACAACGUUGACUUUUACUUGCUGGGAGUCUAAGCAUGAUCCUCUUUCUUUCGGUUUUGUUCCACUCCUCCAGACUGCGAACAUCAGUAAUACGGCUCUUUCGUCGCACAAGAUGCUCAAGUUGAGUGAAUUUCUUGGCAAAGUUACCCUAAGGGAACUGCAUUUGAACUUUGAAAGCGAGAAGAUUUGGGUUCAACCUGAAGGUCCAAAAGAAUUAUUGCAGGUGUUCAACAAAUUAAGGAUUGUAAAGUUGUCUGGCAUUUCAGAAGAAUGUCAUCUAAGCUGGACAAUGUUUGUUCUCCAAGGUGCACAUUCCCUUCAGGAGCUACACAUCGAGGUGUGGGAUCAUCUAUGUGAAAUGGUAGAGGAUGAGAGGCAUAGGAAGAUGCUCGGCUAUAGCAAGUUGAAGAAAGAUGCUUGCGUAGAGUGGGAAGGACUUCCAUCGUGUUUCAAGCAUCGCAAUCUAUCUGUUUUGAGGGUCUAUGGGUUUCAAUCAGAUGACAAGUUUGUGAAUUAUAUCCUGGGUGUCAUGGAAGCAACGGUGGGUCUUGAGGACAUAUACUUGUACGAGAAGCCAGGGUGUGAGAUGUGUAAGCAUAAGAUGAAAAAGGGGGGAUACCCAAGGACAGAUGAGCUGAGGAUUGUGCUUAGGAACAUAUUCAACAGGGAGGCCUCCCUUGUGAGGGUUCACUUCCCAAGCGCAAGAAUGUGAAGCACUGUAGCAAGUAUUUGUGUCAGCUGUGUAGCUCUUGCUUUAUCAAGAGUUUAUGCUUGGCAAUCAAACUAUAUUAGUAGUAAUUAAGUAGUGCUAUGGUACUAUUGGAAGAACAUUGUGUUUGCUGAAGUUGUUUAUUUUGUUGCGACUGUUUGGCUACAUUGAAUUAGUGUAUAAUCUAUAUUCCUCUCUUGCAUGAAGAGAUGUGGUUUUGUUUA